ACGCUGAAUUGUGGGAUUAUGGCAUUGCAUCUGCUCUUUAGUUAAUGUUCGUCGCUAAACCUGUCUGGUAGUGAGUGCACGGUUGUGUUUAUUAUAAAAUUGAAUGAAAAAUAUUAUUGUUUGUGCGUUAUCGAGGGUGACUUUUUGUAAUUUUUAUAUUUUGUGGUACACUUUCGCUUUGUACAUUAAUUCCCCUGAAAAUUUCUUUUCUUGAACUCUCUUUUGGCACACAAGUGUGUUUCUUAAAAGUGAAAUACUUACUCUGAGUUGCCGCAUUACCAAAUUAGUUAGUUCGUGGUUGGACAUAAAUCAUUUUGUAAGCUAAAUGGAUGAUGUCAAUAUAAAAUCGGAGUUUACUGCUGAAAUGGAAGACGAAAGAUACUUGAACUAUGAUGAAUUGAAUACUGCUACUAACAAUGAGAGAAAUAAUGCAGAAGUAAUGGAAAAUAUGAAAUAUGAUUUGACAAUUGAAAAUGAAUUAAUGGAAAAUGAAAAUUAUCAUGAAAUGGAAGGCGAUAAUAAUGACGAUAGAGCUAAUAUGCAUGAUUUUCAGCAAAGUGCUGACAAUCAAAUGCAAGAUACAAACAUGAGUUUUGACAGUGCUAAUGGUAGUUUAGCAUCUUCUUCGAAUGUAAUGGAUGGCGGGAAUGUAAGAUUUGAAUUUACAGCCGGAUAUAGAAGAAAUAGUGUUUUAAUAUAUUUAAUUGAUGAAAAACAAUUAUUUACUAAAAAAUACGCUCAUAAUCAUAUGGAUCGAUAUACAUGUUAUACUAAAUCGUGUAAAGCUAGUUUACUAUUCGAUACGUAUUUGAAUAAAAUUGUCAAAUUAUAUCAUACAUUUCAUUUGCAUCCAGAUCAAUCGGAUGUUUAUAAGAAAAUGAAAGUUCUUAAUGAAAUGAAAGAUUAUUGUUUGACAAAUGAUGGAGUUAAUUUGACAACGAAACAGAUUUUCGAUCAAAAGUGUAAUGUUAUGAAGGAAGCUGCUCAUUUGGUUGAGUAUAAUAAGAUUAAGAGAAAUUUGAAUAGGUUGAAGAAAACUGCUAUGCAAAAGCCUACAACUACAACUGCAGCAAGUAAUUAUGAUAACCAGAAUGUGAUGUAUGGAAUGUUUCCGAAUGAUGUUGUGAAUGCAACAAAUGAAUAUGCUUCGAAAUGGGAUACUUCUACACGAAAGCCUUCAUUAAGGGUUCCAUCACCAGUUUCCUCCGAAUCGGAAUCAAUAGUUGCUGCAUCAAACUCAUCUCAUGUCGAACCAGCUGCCAGUUCAACACCUGGCCCAAGCAACCAGUUUGUCGAAGUCGAGACACCUGCUUUCAAAAAGAUAAAAUUAACCCGAGAAGUCCCAUACACUGAAGGUUAUCUCGAAGAAUCUACUCCAUUUGUACCUAAAAGUUCACAACUUAGAAAAUCUUCACCACCACCGCCUGCACCUGCACCAAAGCAACGAGCAAAUCCACCUCAAAAACCACGUCCACCACCAAAUCCACGUGUACAUCAGGAAGAAGGACAACAACAACAACACAUUUGUUCGACAUGUCCAUGUAUUGCUGCACAAGAAAAUGAAUAUGAUAAAAUUGGCAAAGCUUGGGCAUCCGAAUUGAAGCUAAUGACUUUGGAUCAACAGAUAUUUGCUAAACGAGCAAUUGCUGAAAUUAUAUUCGAAGGUCAAUUAGGUGGAUUGAGUCGAAAUUCUGUGCUACAACGUCGAGGAGGAGAUGGUGAUCCGUUUGUUGAAGAAGCCGAAUAUAUAUUUGAAAAAACUGAACCAACGAGUGUAAUUUAAUUUCUUUAUAUUAUAUCAGUUGUGCAUUUUUAAUGUUAAGUUUGUUAAUUAUAAGGAUACUAAUUUAAGUAACUUAAUUUCUUAU
Molecule: messenger RNA, 1868 nt
Organism: Episyrphus balteatus (marmalade hoverfly)
Lineage: Eukaryota; Metazoa; Arthropoda; Insecta; Diptera; Syrphidae
Exons: 2
Coding region: 326-1783 (485 amino acids)
Source: RefSeq, a predicted model, not a curated record